AACCAUGAUAUCUUCAUCUCAGCAAUCUAAGCAGCCACAGAAGAGAAAGUCCUUUGCGACAGAGCCACGUCCAGAUUUAUUCUCUACGCCUGACGAGUAUUACGAUAUUGAGGAUAAGAUACUCAAUCGCACACGCACACUCUCGAUCUCGAGUGUCGAACCCAGACGCAGGCGGAAUCAAAUAGAAGGCGAGAAUGUCUCCAGAAAUCGUAGGCUCAGCCACGACGAGCCAUCAAAGAUCCCACGUAGAUUCUUGGUCAACGUAGAUGACACACUAGCCGUCGUUUUAGAACAGGAAGACACCGAUAGGAAUGCACAGAUAUCUAUCACAGAUGCAGGCCCUAAAUUGUUCUCCCUUGGUACUGCAUCCAGCAAUGGCUACAACGCAUUUGACAUCAGAGGCAACUACAUGCUUUCAAACCUCCUCCAAGAACUCGCUACCGCUAAAGAUCAAGGUCGCUCUCAGAUCCUCCUCGACGAAGCCAGAUUAGCGGAAGAUCCUCUUCAGCGUCUACACAGGAUGAUAAGGUUCACAUUUUGGAAGAAUCUCACACGCACAAUCGAUCGUAAGGGCUUAGAAAAGAUUAUUCUCGAUCCAAAGGACAGAUCAGAAGAGAAGAACCCCUUGAUUUAUGUUCCACAUGACACGCCUCAUAUCUACGACUACUAUGUCAAUGUAGCCAAGGAGAAGCCGGAAUUGAAUUUACGCGUGGAGAGACUACCAAAAUACCCAGACGAUCCUCAAUUUGUAAGAUCUAUAAGCACCAAACCUGGUUUACUCGCAUUGGAAAUGCGUGAGUCUGCCACUGAACCUGGUCAAUUAGAGGGUAUUCCAUUUGUUGUUCCUGGUGCUCGAUUCAAUGAGAUUUACAAUUGGGAUUCUUACUUCAUGGCAUUAGGUUUGAUUUCUGAUGACCUCAUCGAUCUUGCCCAGGGCAUUGUCGAUCAUUUCAUAUUCCAGAUCCGCCAUUACGGAAAGGUUUUAAACGGAAACAGAAGCUACUACUUGACGCGCUCACAGCCACCAUUUUUGACUGAUUUGGCUCUUCAAAUUUAUCGUAACCUCCCUGAAGAUACUGAAAAGGAGAACAAGGAAUGGCUUGCACGCGCAAUCAGAGCUGCUAUUAAGGAAUACCACAACUUGUGGAUGACUGAACCUAGACUUGACCGUGAAACUGGACUAUCGAGAUUUAGACCACCUGCAAUUGGAAUACCACCAGAGACUGAAGCGUCACAUUUCUUACAUGUCCUUGAACCAUUUGCAGAGAAGCACAAUAUGGGCGUCGACGAGUUCAUACAAAAGUACAACGAUCAGGAAGUCAUAGAUACAGAAUUGGACGAGUUCUUCAUGCAUGACAUAGCCAUUCGUGAAAGUGGACAUGACACAACAACACGUUUUGAGAACUGUUGCGCAGAUCUUGCUACUGUAGAUCUCAACACACUUCUCUACAAGUAUGAAGUCGACAUUGGAUUCGCAAUAAGAGAUUACUUUGACGACCAUUUGGAGCUCUUUGAUGAGUUCGAUAUCACUCCUUCACCUUUCACGGAGGAGGUUUCCGAGAAGAGGAAAUCGACUGAGACUGUACAACACAGUAAGGAAUGGUUCGAGAGAGCUAAAGGACGCAGGCACAGAUUAGACCAUUACUGCUGGAACGAACAGACAGGUUGUUAUUACGAUUACAACACUGCUAAGAAGGAGCAAACCACAUUCGAAUCUGUCACGAGUCUCUGGCCACUCUGGGCUGGUUGCGCUACUGAACACCAAGCGAAAAAACUGGUCGAAAAUGCUGUGCCGAAAUUCGAAGUAAUGGGUGGACUUGUCUCAUGUACUGAGGAAAGUCGUGGUCCAAUAACACCCGAAAACCCAGUAAAGCAAUGGGAUUUCCCUUACGCUUGGCCUCCACAUCAAGUACUGGCCUGGGUCGGUCUAGAGAGAUACAGUUAUAUGGAAAUAGCCCAGAGGUUGGCCUACAAAUGGAUAUAUCUCAUGACAAUUGCUUUCGUAGAUUUCAAUGGAACGGUUACCGAGAAGUUCGAUGCUGUGAAGCUGACGCACAUGGUGGAUGCGGAAUAUGGUAACCAGGGAAUUGAUUUCGCCUGCGUCCCUAGGGAGGGUUUCGGAUGGUCUAACGCAAGCUUCCAAGUCGGAUUGACGUUCUUGACAUCAAGCAUGAAGACUGCAUUAUCUGUAUGCACGACUCCUGAAGUAUACUUCAGUCGUCGCCAAGCGGAGGAUGACGAAACACUAUCUCGUGAGACACCUUCAAUACCACCCGCUCUUCUUGUCUCGAAAGGUGGCAUAGAAAGUUUACAGAAGCAACCUGAAAAAGAGAAGCAAACUGUCGAUGCGGACAAAGAAAUUCAAGGUCCACUCGCAGACAAGAGAAAAAGAAUGUCAAUUGAUAUCUCACAGGCGAUUAAGGGCCUCAAUUGAAAUGAUUAUAACGAUUUCUUUUACGACAUAAAAAGUAAUGAUACAUAACAAGUUUA
Molecule: messenger RNA, 2490 nt
Organism: Wallemia mellicola CBS 633.66
Lineage: Eukaryota; Fungi; Basidiomycota; Wallemiomycetes; Wallemiales; Wallemiaceae
Product: trehalase-domain-containing protein
Exons: 3
Coding region: 5-2434 (809 amino acids)
Biological process (GO): trehalose catabolic process
Cellular component (GO): cytoplasm
Molecular function (GO): calcium ion binding; alpha,alpha-trehalase activity
Source: RefSeq, a predicted model, not a curated record